Dunckerocampus dactyliophorus (ringed pipefish) is the source of this 3500-nucleotide messenger RNA. It is a transcript of the gene msh4, whose product is annotated as mutS homolog 4. The transcript has 20 exons. Lineage: Eukaryota; Metazoa; Chordata; Actinopteri; Syngnathiformes; Syngnathidae. Gene Ontology annotation, molecular function: mismatched DNA binding; ATP binding; ATP-dependent DNA damage sensor activity. The record is from RefSeq and is a predicted model, not a curated record. Gene Ontology annotation, biological process: reciprocal meiotic recombination; mismatch repair. Gene Ontology annotation, cellular component: nucleus. Bases 384 to 3131 code for a protein of 915 amino acids.
UUGAUGCUUGGUAUUUUCAAAAUAAGAGAGCGACGUUUUGCUGGGCCACAAUCAGACUCUGUAUUACGUAUUUUAGCCUUGUCAUCAUUUCGCUAUGCUGUGACGCCGUCCGUUUUUAAGAAAUCCAGUCAGCGGGGGAUAGUAAAUGUCCGGAUAAACUCACAGACUUCUCAGCGAAUAUUUUUGAACGGCACAUUUGACGAGCAUGCGCAGAUGCGAGCGCCAGCUGUGCCCGCCUUACAAGGCGGCUGUUACCUUCUUAGCUAACAUCAUCUUUCAAGUUCCUGUUCUAGCAUAUUAACUUAAAAAAAAAUAAUAAAUAUCCAGCUGAACUAAUGACUUGGGAAAUAUACAUCAUAUCCUGAGAAAUUUUGACAUUGGCAAUGUUUCGCAGCAGCACAGAGGAGAUAGCAAAUACUGAUGCUUCAGAAAGUGGACAGACUUCAGAAGUUGACAGAAGUUCGGUUAAUGGACCCACUUCUUACAAUCCAGUGUCAGCUGUCCCAGGUUCUUCAAGUUUGGAUGGAGGCGGUACUCAUUACAGCAGUGGUCCAUUGCUUCCUCGCUCAGCUGCAGGCCAGUUCCCUCACAGCGUCCAGUUAGUAAGCACCAAUCCACCCCACCUUGCCUCAACCUCUGACAGCUCCUCCAUCCGCAACCGUGGAGGAAAGCCAAAACUCAGGAGGACCCCAGGUUCAGCAGGGGCCACACAUCGUGGACAGACACCACUAAGUGGUCACACUGCCGCGAGUAGUUGCUCCUCUGCAACCACAGCAUCUGGUGCAACUGUGAUUGUGGCAGUGGUUGAAGGUCGCGGUUUGGCCAGGGGAGAGAUUGGAAUGGCCAGUCUUAACGUGAAAUGUCCAGAGCUUGUACUCUCUCAGUUUGCAGACACUGGAACCUAUGCUAAGGUUAUAACCAAGUUGCACAUCUUGUUGCCAAUGGAGAUACUGAUGCUAGACACUGCAAGUGAGAAUGGAAAAGGGACAAAGCUGUUCAGCCUCAUUACUGAGAACUUCCAGGGUGUUGCUUUUACUGCAAUCCAAAGGAAAUAUUUUAAUGAGAAGAAAGGACUAGAGUACAUCCAGCAGCUUUGUGCUCCAGAAUUUAGCACUGUCCUCAUGGAAGUUCAAGCCAAAUAUUAUUGCCUAGCGUCUGCAGCUGCUUUGCUGAAGUAUUUAGAGUUCAUUCAGAACUCUGUGUAUGCUACCAAGUCGCUCAAAGUGAGCUUUAAAGGAAGCGAACAGACGGCCAUGAUCGACUCAGCAUCAGCCAUUAACCUGGAGCUGGUAGUCAAUAACAGAGACCACAGGAGCGACCAUACACUUUUAGGCGUCCUUAACCACACGAAAACGCCCGGCGGCGCCAGAAGGUUACGCUCUAAUAUUCUGGAACCUUUGGUCGAUGUGGACACCAUCAACAUACGCUUGGACGCCAUAGAGGAAAUGCUGCAGAAUGAAGAGCUGUUCUUUGGAUUAAAGAAUGCCUUAGGUCCUUUCCUUGAUAUUGACCAGCUGCUAUCUGUUCUGGUCCAGGUCCCUAAACAAGAAACAGUUCUGAUUGCAGAAGCCAAGAUUACACAUGUCAUUCAGCUGAAACACAUUUUGGAUCGAGUGCCACAGUUGAGGGUGGUGUUGAAGAACUGCAACACAGCUCUCCUGAAGGCCUACAGCACGUCAUUGGAGGACAACAGAUUUGACAUGAUCUUGAAGCAGAUCCUCACAGUCGUUAAUGAUGACACCACCUACCUGAAGGGGAGCCUCAACAUGCGCACACAGAAGUGCUACGCCGUGCGCCCCAACAUCAAUGAGUUCCUGGAUAUUGCCCGUCGAGUUUACACAGAAAUAGUGGAUGACAUUGCAGGAUUAGUGAACCAGACGGCGGAGAAGUAUGGUUUUCCCAUGCGCACCAGCUUUAGCACAGCUCGCGGUUUCUUCAUUCAGAUGAAACUGGAAGGAAUGUUCUUGCCUGAAGGGAAACUUCCUCCAGAGUUCAUCAAGGUCAACAGACACAAGGACAACUAUGGCUUUACAACCACAGACCUGAUGAAGAUGAAUGACCGCUGUGAUGAGGCCCUGAAGGAAAUCUUUCAUAUAUCCUAUGUGGUGAUAUGUCAACUGCUCAGCACAAUCCGUGAGCACAUCCACUGCCUUUACAAACUGUCUGAUGCAGUAUCUAUGCUGGAUAUGCUGCUGUCGCUGGCAAUCGCAUGCACCCUCUCAGACUAUGUUCGUCCAGAGUUCACAGACACACUCGCCAUUAAGCAAGGUCGUCACCCAAUUCUGGAGCGAAUGGCUGGACAACAGCUUGUAUCCAACAACUGCUAUGUCUCUGAGGGCAGCAACUUGGUCAUCAUCACUGGGCCCAAUAUGAGCGGGAAAUCCACGUAUCUGAAACAGGUGGCGCUGUGUCAGAUCAUGGCUCAGAUAGGUUCUUUUGUCCCUGCAGAAUAUGCCUCUUUUCGUGUCGCAGAUCAAAUCUUCACCAGAAUUGGCGUGGAUGACGAUUUUGAAACUAGCUCUUCCACAUUCAUGUUGGAAAUGAAGGAGAUCUCAUAUAUAAUCCACAAUGUUAGUGGCCGGUCUCUCAUCAUAAUUGAUGAGCUGGGGCGUGGAACCAGUGCUGAAGAAGGCAUCGGGAUUUGUCACUCAGUUUGUGAAUUUCUCCUCAACCUCAAGGCCUUCACUCUGUUUGCCACACACUAUCUUGAGCUGUGCCAACUGGAGUCUCUGUAUCCCAACGUGGAGAACCAGCAUAUGCAGGUUCAGCACAUUCGCGCUUGUGACUCGGGCGGCGAGAGUGUGGUGUACACGUACUUACUGAGUCAAGGAUGCUCUGAGAAGAGACACUACGGUCUCAAAGCAGCAGAAAUGACCUCACUGCCUUUAAGCAUAAUCCAGGAGGCAAAGAAAUUUGCCACCAAAGUCAGCAAGCAGCUUUUGGACAAACGUAAGAGCGAUCCGGAAAUAGAGAGGCAGCGUGCUCUAUACCGCUUGGCCACAAGUCUCCUGCAGACUGCCCGAAACUCCAGACUUGACCCGGCCAACCUGCGUAUGUAUCUAAAGGGCCUGAGGAGGCAGUAUGAGGCAGAGCUGGAGGCUGUAGGGCUGCCGGUAUCCAUGGACACUUAAAAGAGGAAUAUAAUAUUAGAGAUAAUGAACAUCUGGCCCAGACUCACAUCAGAGAGCAAGUCCAAGUGAGAAAAUUAAGUGUGUCUAUAGCUGACUUUUAUUGGACAUAAAUGCAUGUAAAGCAUGGUGUGACACAUGCUUUAAUGAAAAAUGAACAUUCAAAUGUUUAGUUUGCUAUUUACUGCUACUGUAUAGAUGACUGACAACAUUAAGGAAAUGUGUGGGAAUGUAAAUCAAAAGAGUUGUUACCAAGCUGGAAUGUCAAUUUAAAAAACUAUUUAUUUGAAUUAUUUGUAUUACUUUUCUUUUACAUUACUAUUGUUUUAUUUCAAGUAUAUGUUAUGUUUAAUUUUUAUUUAAUUAUUUAAA